CACAGGUGCCGCGGAAGUUUACACGUGCUGCGGCGCAUCCCUCCGCGUCUUUUGGGCAUUAUCUGGGAUAACGUGAAAGAGACUGUAACUGGCGGCCAUCCGGCACCCACUGAUCCUGUGGUUGUCUCAGCCUCGGCCCCCAGAGCAGCAGUGCCUUCCCCCUGCCCCCCCCCCCUGUUGGACCAGCAGCUCAGCGUGGCGAGGCCGGGAGCGAUGGGCCGGAAACUGGACCUGUCGGGCCUGACGGACGACGAGGCGGAGCACGUCCUGAAGGUGGUGCAGCGGGACAUGAAGCUGAGGAAGAAGGAGGAGGAGAGGCUGAGUGAGAUGAAGCAGGAGCUGGCGGAGGAAGGCAGCAGAUGCUCCAUCCUCUCCAAGCAGCACCGCUUCAACGAGCACUGCUGCAUCCGCUGCUGCGCGCCCUUCACCUUCCUCAUCAACCCCAAGCGCCUGUGCCUGGACUGCCAGUACAACGUCUGCAAGACCUGCUGCACCUACAACAAGAGGGCAAGCUGGCUGUGCGCGGCAUGCCAGAAGGGCAGGGUUUUGAGGACACAGUCUCUCGAAUGGUAUUAUAACAACGUAAAGAGUCGCUUCAAGAGGUUCGGCAGCGCCAAGGUCCUGAAGACUCUGUACAGGAAGCACAUCAUCGAGAGAGGAGCGCUCUCCGAUCUGCCCGAAAGCAGCGUUCACGAGGGAAGCACCGGCAACGACAACGAUGGCAGCAUCUGCGGCAGCGAUUCCGCCUUCUACAAACAGAGCGAAGGACACAGCAUGGCCGAGACGCUCACAGUCGCCCUGCGUGUCGCUGAGGAGGCGAUAGAGGAGGCCAUCGCUAAGGCGGAGGAGUUCAGUGACAGCUUGGAGAAGCAGAAUGAAGCUCGCUAUCUGCAGGACCACAAAGAGGAGCUCAUAGAGGAACUCGCCACAACAAUCGUACAAAAAAUCAUCCAGAGGAGGAAGCGCUCAGAGAUGCAGACAGAGUACGACUCUGUCUGGCCCCAGCCUCAGACUCUGAUCCAGUCCGGUGAACUCUCCUCCCCGUCACAGCCUCAAGCGUCUUCUCAAGCCCCCCAGGACCCUCUGAAGACCUCCUACUCCCUGUGGCGCUCGCGGUCAGCGUUCUCCCUCACCAGUGACGACUCCCCAGAGAAGGGUCCAGAGGAAGAGGGGGGGGCCCAGGCCGGCGGCGGGUUCCAGGAUUACGCUUCUCUGAAGAGGGAGGUCAAGGCCACAUCACUCCCCAGUUGGAAGAGUGUGGACCGCCUGGACAACUCCAGUGCGUCCUCGGUGCUGCAGAGCCCGGACGGUAACUGGAUCGCCCUGCACAGCUCGCAGCUCUCCCGGCCCAGCCUGCUGACCAAGAGGAAGAGCCUGGUGUUCAGCGCACUGGAGAAGGAGUCCGGCGUGGUGUCGGCGUACGACGAGAUGGGCUCCGACUCGGAGCAGGACGACGAGGGCGGCUGGGGCGCGGCGCUGCGUCAGUUCAGGCGCAAACUGUCCGACGAGACGUACUACACGGACUCUCAGCACGACCCCGAGUGGACGUACACGCAGCACCUGCCCGUCACCUCCCCCUCCUCCGGACAGUACACCAACACAGAGACGCUCAACUCGGACUCCGAGGCCUCAUCGGUGCUGUCGGCAUGUCCCCGCAAACCCCCCCACAACCUGCUGAGGAAGAAAGGCCCCCCGGAGACACACCUGCACCCCCACCACCAGCCGCUGUACCACCAACACCUCCCCCAGAACCUCUCCCCGUACCCGCUGCACUCAGAGGCCCUGGACGUCAACUUCAACCCCAAGGUGACGGGGGACAGCAGCGAGGCAGAGGAGAGGCAGAUCGACCCGGUCCGGAGGUCGCGGCGGCGCAGGAAAAGCAAGAGAGAGUCUUCAUCAGAGCAGAAAGCUGCCGGGAGCAACACUCAGUCCAUCUACCCUCUAGCACAGGAGAACAGUGGUUUCCUCCUCAACGCUCUCCUGAAGCGGGGCCUCAGUGAGGAGCAGUCAGCACCCGACACUGUGCCAACAGCUGCACCGGACGCCUUCAAAUCAGACGCCAUGACACCCGAGCCAGAGGACCUGGACACCGUGGCCCAGAAUUCAGCGGUGCCCAGCCCUCCGCAGCCCUACCCUCUGGUGGCCCAGGGGCCCCAGCCUGCAGACUCUCUAGAGGAGGAGCUGAGGGCCAGACUCAGCCAGCUGGUCAGCCGGGCUAACAGCAAAGACUGCAGCUCGUCGGAGGAAGAGGAGGAGAGGCCAAAAGACACCGACAGACAGACAGGAAGUGACAGACUGAGUCAAGAGAGAGAGAGAGCAAGUGAGACGGUGGAGCAAGGGAACAGGCCAGAGGAGAGACUAAUAAAGAGUCCUUCAGAGAGGGAGGAGAGGGGGCUAGAGAUGGGGGUUGAGUGUUUGGAAGAGAAGCUGGAAGAGUCGGAGCCAAAGAGAGGAGACAAGAGACAAAGCAAGAGACAACACAAGAGAGACGUGGAGAAGGAGGCGGGACAGAGAGGAGGAGCAAGGAAGAGUGGGUCCAGCGGCAGUUCACCCGCUGUUACUCCGUCCUCCCAGGAGGGGGUGCUGUCAGACAACCAGAAGUACUCGGCGGCCUCUCUCUGCAGCAUCACCACAGAGGUGCUGAAGGUGUUGAACGCCACAGAGGAGCUGAUCGGCGAGGCAGGAGGGGAGAGCUACACCCCGGCUGAGCCCGUCAGCGACUCCCCCGUCUCCAACAGCUCCGACACCCGCCGGCUGGACCAGAGGCUCACCAAGAUGGAGGAGAACGUGUACCUGGCUGCAGGUGCAGUGUACGGGCUGGAGGGGGCGCUGGGGGAUCUGGAGGAGUGUGCGCGCAGCAUUCAGAGCGGCACCUCCGACACAGAGCUGUCCUUCCUGGAGGACCAGGUGGCCACCGCCGCCGCUCAGGUCCAGCAGUCUGAGCUACAGAUUUCGAACAUCGAGGCGAGGAUAUCAGCUCUGAAAACAGCUGGGUUGAAUGUGGCUGUCUGCAAUCAUUUCUCCAAGUUCAAGCCAAAGGCCAAGCCUCAAACCCUGGACUCAUCACGCCACCAGAGGAGGAAGCUCCCAGCCCCUCCACUAAAAGAGAAGUUGGAGCCAGAGCAACAGGUGAAAGUGUUUCGGCCGUAGUGACAGCAGCACAAGGAGUCCCUCAGGGCCUUUUCAAAGCCCCAGGGACGGGGGCCCCUCUCAUCCAGUGCCUUGACCCAGUGUUCGCCUCCAGGCCAAGCAGGGUCCAACACCUGCCCUGUGACCCUCCGAGCACUCAGCCCUCAGCCAGGCACGGUACCGUGUCAGUCAAAUACCGUCCAGAGAGACGACUGGCUCUUUCCACUGUAUCCUCCAUUUCUUCACCACAUGACAUAAAGCAAGGAUGACUCGACAGUCUCUGCCUUAAAAAUCUGCAAACAAUCCUCAUGACCCGACAGAAAAAGAACAUCUGUACAGACGAACAUGACUCUCAUUCCCUUUUCUAUCUGUUUGCAAGAGUAUUGUGAUUUACUGUUCAAUGAAGACGUGGAGAAAUCAUGUGAAACUUUCUGUGAUCCAGUGUUUUAUACUGCAUCCUCUUUAUCAUACUCUAAGUCCCCUCCUCUGAGCUUUUAUGGAUGAUUGUCCAUUUCCACACACAGCUAUCAGAUAGUAAUCCUCAUUCGGGGAAUGAUUGUAACACCUUUGAUAUGUUAACCAUUUUAGUUAUUCAUGCACUUGCCAGAAAUAAGGGUUAAGAUACACAAGGUAUCAGGUCUAAGACUGUUUCUGCCCUUCCUUCCUGCCACUGAAAAUGCUAGAUGGCUAAAAAGGAAAAACAAAGCACAUUUGAAAAAUCAUCUACCCUUAUUUACGGCCUCAAAUAAAAUGGUUAAAAUAUUGGUUGAAAUUUAUGACUACAUUAACAGGCAAAGAUCAAUACUACCGUAUCAUUUGUACUGUGACCAUGAAGCCCGUUAGCUUAGCUUAGCAUAAAGACUCUAGUUAGCUAACUUGACUUCAAAAAGGUUAUGAUAUUAGCCGAGCAGUUCACAUUCAUAUAUAUAUAUAUAUAUAUAUAUAUAUAUAUAUAUAUAUAUAUAUAUAUAUAUAUAUAUAUAUACAGAUAGAGAUUUAUAUGUUUGUUUUAACUGUACAAAAGAUAGACAGAUAUUGUUCCGUCAGAAAGAGCCAGGCUAAAUGUUUUGCCUGUAUUUCAGUUUUUAAGCUAAGCUAAGCUAACCAGCAUUAGCUUUAUAUCAAGGCUACAGACACAUGAGUCUCAUUGGAUGGAAACGUAUCCCAUAAUGUCCAACUUCAAGAUGCUAGCUGUAGAAGAAGUGCUCUCCUAUUUAUUAAAGUAAAGCUGAGUAGAAACACACACAGCCUUAAUGUGAGAGCUAUGGGCUUUCCAUUGAAAAGAGUGAAACUAAUGUCUAAUGUCUGAAUGUCAGACGAACUCAGCUCAGGUCUGACAUUCAGGUUUGGUCUGCCAACUUUCCCCCAUUCAGUAUUCUUCAAGUCAUUUUCUUUGUUUACUUUCAAACAUUGUGGCCUUUUUUUUUUUAAACAAAAAGGUAUUUUCAUGUUUUAACCUUUCGCUGUCCAGACCUUUGUGUUGCAUUCAUUCAAUCGUGCAAAGAUUUUUUACAUAAUGAAGUCACAUGGGCUAUAAAACUAAUGCCAUGAAACCAUGAUUUUGUUACAAGCAAUUUAUUUUUGUACUUACUGAACGUUUUUAUGCAAUAUCACUGAUAUAAGUACUAUUGCACAUUGAAGGCUUUAUUCUCUCCUCAAAGGAGCCCUCCUCAGUCAGUCCUCUCUCAUGACUCAAAGUGCUUUCAGUGUACGCCUGCAUUUACCAUUUGAUAUUCUGCCAGUAAUGAGGAUGGUAAAUGGUGCAAAAACACCGGUGUCAACAGGCAUCUUUGGAGCGGCUAGUACGAUUCACACUGUGUUUGUACUUCUUAAACACUAGAUUGAGAAUACUGCCUUUCAUCUUUGGUUGUUUUCCUUUACUCUGUGACCACCUGCAUUAGUCACAAUCUCCGUUAGCCAUGCAUACGGUUGUCAAAGUUUCUGCAGAGGUUUUUUUGCUUGAAGUAAAAAAGGUGUGAUGAUCCUCUGUAUGAAUGCAUCCCCGCUUCAUCCCAGCCUUUCACUUCUCGGGUUUUGCACAUUGAUCCUGUACUUUUUGUCAAUCUUGUUCUCCGGAGGUGUCGAUGUAUAAAACGCAUGUUUCUGGUUUUAUCGAAAUUUGAUGUGAAAAUGUCCCAUGAAGAAGCACAGCCACAAGGGUCCAAUCAUCAGUGUCCUGUAUUUUUCUAAUGUAAAAAAUAUAAUAUUAUCUCAUCACAGAAUUUAUUAAUAUAUGUAUAUGUGUGAAAAGAUGGAUAUGAUAUAGAAUAAUAUGUGUAUUGCCCAAUCAUAGUUGACCAAUCUUUCAGUGUUGUGUGCAAGAGACUGUGUAUAUUGUCCUGAGGGCGGGGGUCACGCAGGAAGUCUAAUCUGCAGACAGAUCUCACUUUGUUUGAACCCAGUGAGAUUCAGGACUCUCACUGUAUGUGCAAUCGUUUGUUGCGCUCCAUAUGACAUGUUGGGGACAUAUUAUCAAGCAAAAAAUACAGAUUCUCUAUGUGCCACAGGAGACAAAGAUGUAUUAUGAAAUGAAUAAAAUUUACAAACUUCAAAA
Molecule: messenger RNA, 5683 nt
Organism: Eleginops maclovinus (Patagonian blennie)
Lineage: Eukaryota; Metazoa; Chordata; Actinopteri; Perciformes; Eleginopidae
Product: rab effector MyRIP-like
Biological process (GO): intracellular protein transport
Cellular component (GO): cortical actin cytoskeleton
Molecular function (GO): myosin binding; small GTPase binding; actin binding
Source: RefSeq, a predicted model, not a curated record